GGCGCUUAGAAUCGGAUCAAAUCCACUCCUUAUGAUAACUGUGCGAUAAAUAUGAAUAAUUAAGUUUGGAUAACUUUGGGUCGUAUAUUCCCGAAAGAAAGGAUAUCUACCCCAAGCGGCAAAAUCAAAGUGGACUCGUCCGCAGAAACUCGAUACCCCAAGUAUAGACCAUGGAGUUUUCCAGAAUGCCCCACUUCCGUUGAGGGAUCGAGUUUCUCUGCACGUACACAAGUUGUACGCACGUCGUCCAUUUACACGUGGACAGAAUCGUUCAGGAAGUUUCCGACAGUUGAUGAGCUGUGUUCAUGUAAUUUCUGCGACCCUAUAGUACGCCUGACACUGGGGCAGUAGACCGUGACAUACACACGUGUGUACCUGUUGUUGUUUACUGUGAGUGGUGAUCGGUUGUGUGUAUCGAGUUUGUGCUGCUGAGCCAGAAGUAAGAUGACGGCGUUUGCGUUUUGGUGUGCUUGCGUGGCAAUGAUGACGUUGGUCCAAGGGGAGAUGUUCACCUCCCUGGCGGCCAUGCAGUCUGCCCUCUGGGCGGAGAGGGAAAUCGCCGCUACCAUUAAUGAUUACGUUCAGGAAGAGGAGACACGACUGGCCAAACUAAAACAACUUGCUGCAGACAUGGAUAAUCACAGCAGACGCGUGCAAGAAAAUCCAGAAAAAUUCCUCGGAAAUCCUGUCAAUGCUUACUUGUUGAUAAAAGGGUUUACCAUAGACUGGGACAGAGACGUUACAAGGGAAAUAACUACACCAAAACCAGAUUUGGAGGAGCGCAUUCAAAAGCUGAAGGAAAGCCUUCCAUCUUAUGAGGAUUUAAAUGGGGCUGUGGUAGCAUUGCUGAGAUUACAGGACACAUACAAACUGGACACUGACCGCAUCGCUGGAGGAGACCUCCAGGGAACACCAUCCGUCUCCCUGACAGGUACUUAUCCUACACACAGCAACGUGUCUUAUGUGUAACAAAGUUUACCAUCU
Mizuhopecten yessoensis (Yesso scallop) is the source of this 984-nucleotide messenger RNA. RefSeq names its product prolyl 4-hydroxylase subunit alpha-2-like. NCBI's taxonomy places the organism in Eukaryota, Metazoa, Mollusca, Bivalvia, Pectinida, Pectinidae. Bases 445 to 969 code for a protein of 174 amino acids. The record is from RefSeq and is a predicted model, not a curated record. Gene Ontology annotation, cellular component: endoplasmic reticulum. Gene Ontology annotation, molecular function: procollagen-proline 4-dioxygenase activity; protein binding. The transcript has 3 exons.